Penicillium chermesinum is the source of this 1740-nucleotide messenger RNA. RefSeq names its product phosphoprotein phosphatase CDC14 (gene cdcA). The coding region runs from base 1 to 1740 and encodes 579 amino acids. The transcript is spliced from 5 exons. Gene Ontology annotation, cellular component: mitotic spindle; spindle pole; mitotic spindle midzone. Lineage: Eukaryota; Fungi; Ascomycota; Eurotiomycetes; Eurotiales; Aspergillaceae. Gene Ontology annotation, molecular function: protein tyrosine/serine/threonine phosphatase activity; protein serine/threonine phosphatase activity. Gene Ontology annotation, biological process: regulation of exit from mitosis; microtubule cytoskeleton organization; positive regulation of cytokinesis. The record is from RefSeq and is a predicted model, not a curated record.
AUGUCGCCUGUUUCCGGCCAAAUGAUUGAGUACAUCCAGGACCGCCUCUACCUGGCAUCCUAUGAUUCGACUCCAAGCUCCAAAACGCAUUUCCCAUAUCCGCUCGAGGCGCCCAAAUCACCCAGCAAGCGAGCGCGGGCUCAACCACCCACCACGCCGACGACCAAGCGCCGCUCCCCAGUAUACUUCACUGUGGAUGACACGCUCUUGUACAAUGCUUUCCACGCCGACUUUGGCCCCCUCCACAUUGGGCAUCUCUAUCGUUUUGCUGUUCUGUUCCACGAGAUCCUCGGUGACCCAAACAACAGCGACCGUCCCGUUGUCUUCUACAGUAAAACCGACCCCGGAGCCUCGUGGCCACCCCACUUGGCGCUGGCACCCAUCGCCCAAGCUGACCCACCAUAUAUGCCCUUCCGGGAUGCAGGAUACAGCCAAGCGGAUUUUAUCCUGAACAUUCAAGAUGUGGUUUAUGGCGUGUGGAAAGCAAAGGAGGAGGGUCUCUGUGGGUUGCGCGAUUUUAACCUUGAAGAAUAUGAGAAAUUUGAGAGAGUGGACAUGGGUGACUUCAAUUGGAUCACUCCAAGCUUUUUGGCUUUCGCAUCACCCCAACAACAACCUGUUGCACCCAUUCCUGUCAACACCCCCGAAUACGACGCUCUGCCUUCGACUCUUAGCGAGGUUUGCUCCUCGAAGCUUCCACUGCCUUUCAAGAACGUGCUCGCUCACUUUUCGUCCCGCAAUGUCGGUCUUGUCGUCCGUUUAAAUUCGGAGCUAUACUGUCCUUCAUACUUUACCGCUAUGGGUAUCCAUCACAUUGAUAUGAUUUUCGAGGACGGUACCUGCCCUCCAUUGCAGCUGGUCCGCAAGUUCAUUAAACUUGCUCAUGACAUGAUUACCGUCAAGAACAAGGGUAUUGCUGUCCACUGCAAGGCUGGUCUGGGUAGAACGGGAUGUUUGAUUGGUGCAUACCUUAUCUAUCGUUAUGGCUUCACAGCCAAUGAGGUCAUCGCUUUCAUGCGGUUCAUGCGCCCAGGUAUGGUCGUGGGACCUCAGCAGCACUGGCUCCAUCUGAACCAAGGGUCAUUCCGUGAAUGGUGGUUUGAGGACAGCAUGCGCGAAAAGCUGGCCCAGUCGAACCCGGUCACCCCAGCUCCAACGGUGUCUCCACCCAACAACAGCCACUCCAAGCGGGCUGCACUUGGAGAAAUUGACCACAACGAGACCGCAUCCGCUCAGUAUGAAGAGAAUCUUCCAGCACCAACCCCUGGCCAACCUCGCAAGUCUCAUCGCAAGGAUUCCCGCCACCACCCUUACUCCCGGACCGCAUCAGGCAGUUUGGCAGUAGAGCAUGAGCAGUAUAGCCGUCGCAGCCGACACAGCAAUGAGGGCAGCGAGAGCGAAGAGGAGAUUCAACUUCGUAUGCUGGCCAAACAACGCUCAUCAAAGUCCCCUGUGGCAUCUCCUGGGGCACGAUCUAUCAGCUACUCGGCCACUGUCACAGCCAGCUACACCGUUGCAGAUGGUAUCCAUGAGGAUCAGGAAAACUGGGUUGAAAACCCGUCUCCCAAGACUCCUGCUGCUCGGAAAAGCACUGCUGCGCCAAUUUCGGUCAGCAAGCAACGGGCAAGCCCUCGACGCACAACCGAAGGCAACAGAAGCGAGUCACGAGGAGUGCGCAAGCCUAGUGGCCGCAUUGGGAGCACAUCUAGUCCUGCUCGCACCGUCCGGCCAGUCCAGUAG